Molecule: messenger RNA, 1120 nt
Organism: Esox lucius (northern pike)
Lineage: Eukaryota; Metazoa; Chordata; Actinopteri; Esociformes; Esocidae
Gene: med10
Product: mediator complex subunit 10
Exons: 4
Coding region: 149-553 (134 amino acids)
Biological process (GO): positive regulation of transcription by RNA polymerase II
Cellular component (GO): mediator complex; chromatin
Molecular function (GO): transcription coregulator activity
Source: RefSeq, a predicted model, not a curated record
AAAAACUGUUCAGUAUUGUAGGGUCUGAAAAGCAGGGUUGAUAUUGUGAUGAACAGACAAAGGUUUAUUCUGUUUAAAAAUAUAUAUAUUUCAACAAGUAUUGUAUGUUUAUGAGAACUGAUGACAUAGCUACUGCUUUGUUGAAGACAUGGCUGAGAAAUUUGAUAACCUCGAGGAACAUCUAGAAAAGUUCGUUGAAAAUAUUCGACAGAUGGGAAUCAUUGUUAGCGACUUCCAACCUAGCAGUCAAACUGGACUAAAUCAAAAACUAAACUUUAUGAUCACGGGACUCCAGGACAUUGAGAAAUGUCGCCAGCAGCUACAUGAGAUCAACGUACCACUUGAGGCUUUCGAGUACAUAGACCAGGGUCGCAACCCCCAGCUCUACACUAAGGAGUGUCUGGAAAGAGCCCUGGCCAAGAACGAGCAGGUCAAAGGCAAGAUCGACACUAUGACGAAGUUCAAGAGCUUGCUGAUAUCUGAGCUGGGCAAGGCGUUUCCAGAGGAGAUGGCUAAAUACAAAGCUAUCCAUGGAGAUGACCCCCCCUCUUAGUAACCCCAGACCUUUAACCCUGUGAACCCUAACCCCCACCACUAACUCGCUGCACAACGCCACAGUGGGCUUUCACAGAGCAGGAUCAAUGAGUCAAACAUAUGGCAUGGUAUCUCACAGUAUUAAUAUGGAAGUGGGCUGUUGACAUGGAAUAAUGAGAGCUGUAGAGGUAAUUAGAGGACCAACUCUUUGUUUUCUGACAUGGCAAGUGUUGGGGGAAAGAUGCUCUAUGGAAAGAUCCAUGUUUUUUGGACAAAACAAAAGCAAGCUAGUGCAGAAAAUUAUUAUUGUCUUUUUCAAUUAUGUUUUUUGUUUGUACUGGAAUUAUUUUAUAGCUGUUCUCCUGCUCUGUGAAAUUGCUCUUACAAGAUGUAUAUAGCAUUUAUACUCUCACAAACCCUUUUGUAAAAACAAAAAUGUCAUUGUACACUUCAGACCUGGACUGGGACUCAGUUUAAUAUAAGCUCAGGUAUCUAAAAAGUAUCUUGUACAUAAGCAAGAAACUAGUCUGAAGUUUUCUUUUUUUUUCUUUUUUUACUUUGCAAAUAAAUUAGCUUGUGAUUGAAA